Molecule: messenger RNA, 930 nt
Organism: Rasamsonia emersonii CBS 393.64
Lineage: Eukaryota; Fungi; Ascomycota; Eurotiomycetes; Eurotiales; Trichocomaceae
Product: Phosphoprotein phosphatase
Exons: 5
Coding region: 1-930 (309 amino acids)
Biological process (GO): mitotic cell cycle; peptidyl-serine dephosphorylation
Cellular component (GO): cytosol
Molecular function (GO): protein serine/threonine phosphatase activity
Source: RefSeq, a predicted model, not a curated record
AUGGAAAUCGACACGGCGCGAUCCCCAGAGUCCCAUCGCCUGUCGCCCGCGACAGACCCGCAGGCCAUACCGACUCUGGAUGGGUGGAUUGAGAGUCUGAUGAACUGCAAACAGUUGGCGGAGAGCGAUGUGCAGCGGCUGUGCGAUAGGGCAAGGGAAGUGCUACAGGAAGAGUCGAAUGUGCAGCCGGUUGGAUUCGUACGGCACUCGUUUUUUUCUUCCUCAAACUCUGACACCUUCGGAACGCUAGGGGACUACGUUGACCGUGGGUACUACUCCGUCGAGACCGUCACUCUCCUUGUUGCUCUCAAAAUCCGCUACCCCCAGCGCAUCACGAUCCUGCGUGGAAACCACGAGUCUCGCCAGAUCACACAGGUCUAUGGCUUCUACGACGAGUGUCUGCGGAAAUAUGGCAACGCUAAUGUCUGGAAGUAUUUCACGGACCUCUUUGACUACCUCCCCCUUACUGCCCUGAUUGAGAAUCAGAUCUUCUGCCUUCACGGCGGUCUCAGUCCGUCGAUCGACACCCUUGACAACAUUCGCGCUCUCGACCGGAUCCAGGAAGUCCCUCACGAAGGGCCCAUGUGCGAUCUGCUCUGGAGUGAUCCGGAUGACCGAUGUGGCUGGGGUAUCUCUCCUCGUGGUGCAGGCUACACGUUUGGACAGGAUAUUUCGGAAGCGUUCAAUCACAAUAACGGCUUGACUCUGGUUGCGAGGGCACAUCAGCUCGUGAUGGAAGGAUAUAACUGGUCACAAGACCGGAAUGUCGUGACGAUUUUCUCUGCCCCGAACUAUUGCUACCGAUGCGGGAACCAAGCAGCCAUUAUGGAAAUUGAUGAGAACUUGAAAUACACAUUCCUACAAUUUGACCCCUGCCCACGAGCCGGUGAACCGACGGUAUCGAGACGGACGCCGGACUACUUCCUUUAG